UUUGACAAUACGUUUAUGAGCUAAGCAUAGAAAAGAUAGGCUCUUCCCUAGAAUGCUACAAGAGCUGAAAAUGUUGUUGAAAAUCAUGUAUGAGUAAUGAAUAUUGAUAAAACAAAAAUUAAAAUUAAUCUUUUCCUUCCUGGUUUUGGAUGUCCCCUCCAAACAUAGGCAGUUACCAAUUAUUUGUGUAACCUUGAUGAAUCUUCUACUCAUUCCAAACGUAAUCAUUCCACUCCAAUAAAUUCCAACCUCCAAUAAAUUUGAUCUCUAGAAAUACUGUUGAGCUGUUUCUAUUUUCAACAGAUAAACUAAACAAAACACACCCAAUCUCCUAAAUUCAAGUGAAAAUUACCUCAUUUUAACAAUGUACGGCCAGCCUGGAUAUGGAGCACCUCCAGGUGGUGUAAACCCUGAGGUUCAACAAUGGUUCAACGCCGUCGACAGGGACAGAUCUGGUGCAAUUAACGCCAAAGAAUUACAAGCUGCACUUGUGAAUGGCCAAGGCAAAAACUUCUCAGAUUCUGCCUGUGCUCUGAUGAUUGGCAUGUUUGAUCAUGACAAAAGUGGAACAAUUGAUGUAAAUGAAUUCCAGCAACUGUAUGCAUACAUCAAUCAAUGGCUGACUGUAUUCAGAACAUAUGAUAGAGACCAGUCUGGAAAUAUUGAAGAGGCUGAACUUGCUCAAGCUCUGCAACAAAUGGGUUUCCGUUUUUCACCGGAUUUCAUCACUCUGCUGAUCAAGAAGAGUGAUGUGCAGUCACAUAGAGUGAUGACUGUUGAUCAGUUCAUUGUUGUAUGUGUGCAAAUACAAAAGUUUACUGAAGAGUUCAGAAAAAGAGAUACAAAUAUGGCUGGAACAAUUACCAUAGGCUUCGAGGACUUCCUAGGACUUGCUUUAAACUGCUCCACAUAAUUUCAUACAAAAAUUAAGUCUAUUGUACACUAAAUUUAAAUUAUUUCAUAGUUAGUGGUUAGAUUCUGGUAUACGCCAUUUUGUUUUCGGCUGCUAAGCUUAAUUUUUACGAUAAAUCAAUCAAUCAUAAUUGGCUUCACACAUUUUGCAUGUUAAAUUCACAAUCAACACCAGAAUCUAACCCAAGUCUUAAAAUUAACAGAUUUUGCCUAUUUUUAAAUAUUUUGACGAUAAUAAAAUAGAUGUGUAAUUAGAA
Messenger RNA from Dalotia coriaria, 1169 nucleotides. It is a transcript of the gene Pef, whose product is annotated as penta-EF-hand domain containing protein peflin. The transcript has 3 exons. The coding region runs from base 365 to 913 and encodes 182 amino acids. NCBI's taxonomy places the organism in Eukaryota, Metazoa, Arthropoda, Insecta, Coleoptera, Staphylinidae. The record is from RefSeq and is a predicted model, not a curated record. Gene Ontology annotation, biological process: COPII vesicle coat assembly. Gene Ontology annotation, molecular function: calcium ion binding.